UGAAAGAGUUUAAAUUUUAAAAACAUUUAAAUUACACAUACAUAAAUGUCAUUGCUUUUUGUUGCAGCAUUUCUGGGCGUUAUUGCAUUCUCUAGUUCGUUGUGCUUUUUACUAUUUCCUAAAUGUGAAAUAAACCUCUUUCUAAAUGAAGCCUAUUCGACUUCUAACAUUUGAUGUCACUGGUACAUUACUUUGGGUAAAACACACUGUAGGGCAACAAUAUGCUUUAGUUUUGCAAAAAAACUUUGAAAAAAAAUAUGACCCAUGUGAAAUGCAAAAAUCUUUUGAAAAUUCGUACAAAAGCCACCUAAAAUUAAGCCCAAUGUUUGGCCAAAAUGACGGCCUUUCUUCUAAACAGUGGUGGAGUUCGGUAUUUCUUGAAGCUGUCCUAAACUCCAGUGCAAAAGGCCUAUGCAAAAAUUCUGUCCUGCCAAUACAAUGCAACAGUGGUGCUAAGCUGUGGGCGCUAUCCAAUACCUCAGAAAAUGAAGCUAUUUCUUUGAGAAAAGUAGUUGAUGAUAUAUAUUGGAAUUUUAUGUGGGAGCCAAGAGAAUCUGCCAUAGAAGUUCUAAAUGAAGUUAACAGAUUAAAGAAUGAGCUUGAUUUGACUGUUGGUGUCAUUUCUAACAAUGAUGAAAGAAUAGAACAUGUUUUAAAGUCGUCAGGGAUUCCUAUGCAUUUUGAUUUCAUAAUCUCUUCCCAUAAUUUUACCUUUGAGAAACCAGAUCCCAGGAUAUUCCAUGCAGCAAUUAAAAAGGCAGGUAACGUCCGAACCAAAAAGCUUAAACCAUCUGAAAUGCUACAUGUUGGAGAUAGUUAUGAAAAAGAUUACUGCGGUGCUUUAAGUUCUGGGUGCAAAGCAUUACUAAUUGACCCUUUAGGUCUACAGCGUAACAUUGUACACCCAAAUCAUUGUAUCUCAGAUUUAAAAGAAGUUUUAAAGCAUAUUGCAUAGGAAAAUUAUCAAUUUUUAAAUUUUUUG
This is a messenger RNA of Ciona intestinalis (vase tunicate), 982 nucleotides long. The record is from RefSeq and is a predicted model, not a curated record. Lineage: Eukaryota; Metazoa; Chordata; Ascidiacea; Phlebobranchia; Cionidae.